AUGGCUUGUAAUAAAGCUCUUUCUGCAGUUGCUUGCACUUUCGAGUUUACCAACAAUGCAAACGAGGAUCUUUAUCUCUUGAAACGUGGUACACCUCUUGAAGGACUUUUCUCUCAAUUUCUCACUGUCUCUGUUGCUGGUAGUCCUAUCGAAUAUGAUGGAAUAUUUGCUCAUCGUCUUCCUCCUACAAAAGAUGAGUUUGUUCUCUUGAAGGCAGGUGAAGGCAUUUCUGCAUCAGUCCAAAUCACUGAUGCAUUUAGCAUUGAUACUGAUGGUCUCUACACUGUACAGUACAGCAGACCUUUACUGUAUCUGACAGUGGAUGAGAUGACUAACAACCAACAAAUACUUGAUGCUCAUAGGCUGCUCUGCAAUGGGAUUGAUAGAAUAAGAAUUGGUAAUAAUUAUUUGUAUCAGAAAUGGUUUGGGGCUUAUACAAGACAAAGGGCAUUCAGAGUAUUUGAUGUCUAUAACAGAAUAAAAGGUGGAUUGGCAGGUUAUGCAGUUACCUAUGUGAAUGGUGGCCCAUACUGCAAGCCUUCUUGGUAUGGCUAUACUUAUAGAGGUUACAGCACCACUACGGUUUGGAUUUGCAAUGCUUUUUAUGCAUUUCCCGUUUCUUGUGGAAGUCCAGGUACUUACACCAAGGAGUUUGGACUGAUUCAUGAAUGGAGUCAUGCUUUUGGUAAUACAUUUGAUCAUGUAUAUGGCUUCAUUCAAAGUCAAGAUUUAGCUAGAUUCUAUCCUGAUACAGCAGUUGAUAAUGCUGAUAACUAUGGAUGGAAUUACUGCGAAUGGCAGUAA
Messenger RNA from Amphimedon queenslandica, 804 nucleotides. RefSeq lists its product as uncharacterized. Gene Ontology annotation, molecular function: metalloendopeptidase activity. Bases 1 to 804 code for a protein of 267 amino acids. The transcript has 2 exons. The record is from RefSeq and is a predicted model, not a curated record. NCBI's taxonomy places the organism in Eukaryota, Metazoa, Porifera, Demospongiae, Haplosclerida, Niphatidae.